Populus euphratica (Euphrates poplar) is the source of this 1506-nucleotide messenger RNA. RefSeq names its product heme oxygenase 2 (gene HO2). The record is from RefSeq and is a predicted model, not a curated record. Gene Ontology annotation, biological process: heme oxidation; phytochromobilin biosynthetic process. Gene Ontology annotation, molecular function: heme oxygenase (decyclizing) activity. Lineage: Eukaryota; Viridiplantae; Streptophyta; Magnoliopsida; Malpighiales; Salicaceae. Bases 59 to 1015 code for a protein of 318 amino acids. The transcript is spliced from 5 exons.
AUCGUUUUAGCACUAGCACAGAGGGGAGGCGAGGCGAGGCGAGGUUUAAGGUUUAACCAUGGCCUUGUUGUCCUUGACAGCGUCGUGUAAACCACCAUCAAUGGAGCGUCUUGUCCAUUCUUCUUCUUUUAUUUCAUUACUAUUUCCAUCUCAGUUAAAGUUCCCAAACCUAAUAAAAAACAAGAACCACAAGAUAAUAACGUGUUGCUCUAAUUCAAAUUCUUCUUUACCAACAACAGCAGCACCGAGUGUGGGCCCGCCCGUGAUGAAGAAGAGAAAAAGGUAUAGGAAGCCAUAUCCAGGAGAGAACAAAGGGAUUACUGAAGAGAUGAGAUUUGUUGCCAUGAAGCUCCGUAAUAUCAAAGGCAAACAUACCCACAAGACUGUUAAGAGUGAUGAUGAUGAUGACAGCUGUCAAGAUUCAGAAAACGAUAGCGUAUCUGAAAAAGAAGAAGAGGGAAAUGGUGAUGGUGAUGGUGAUAGUGAUAUUUGGAUUCCCAGUAUGGAAGGGUUUGUUAAGUAUCUAGUUGACAGCAAGCUUGUUUUCGACACUCUUGAGCGGAUUGUUGAUAAAUCUGAUGAUGUUUCUUAUACCUAUUUUAGAAAAACUGGGUUGGAAAGAUCGGAGGGUCUUGCAAAGGACCUCGAGUGGCUUAGUCAACGGAAUAUAGAGAUUCCUGAGCCUAGUACUCCAGGAACUUCUUAUGUCAAGUAUUUGGAGGAGCUUGCAGAGGAUAAUGCCCCACUGUUCCUUUCCCAUUUCUACAACAUAUAUUUCUCACAUAUUGCAGGCGGUCAGGUGAUAUCUAGAAAGGUUUCUGACAAGAUACUGCAAGGAAGAGAGCUGGAGUUCUACAGAUGGGAUGGAGAUGCCCAGGAAUUGUUGAAGGGUGUGCGUGAGAAGCUCAAUAUGCUUGGAGAGCACUGGACACGAGACGAGAAAAAUAAAUGCUUAAAGGAAGCGGCAAAGUCAUUCAGAUAUUUGGGGCAGAUAGUCCGGCUGAUCAUCUUGUGAUGCAGCUUUGAAAGCAUGUUUGUGGUAAGUUGUAAAGAAUGCCUGCUUUUCUUAUGGUUGUUGCCAAAUAUCAUUGUUUCUGUUGUGGACCAAGUCAAUGUUUAUCCCUAAGGUGGUCAACUUACAGAAACAAGAUUCACGUCAUUGAGUAAAAGGAGAAGCUUUGUUUUUGCACAUGCAACAGCAUUAGUAUUUGUUUGUGAUGGAAUUGUUUUAUCAAAAGGACACACGGCAUGGAUGGCAACGUUUUCAUGGAGUAUUUAUACGCUAUGGAUAGUGGCAGUUAAGGCCUUGCAUUCAACCCAUGGUAAAUUGUUUUGGGAAAAGGCGCAGAUUGUUACGAUUGCAUAGGGUUGAUUGUAUUAUAUUACUUAGAGUGCAUGUGUGCGUCUGGAGGUUAAACUUGUGGGGUUUCUAUAUUACAAUUAAGCAAUAGGAGGAUGAAUUUUAGCAACUUGUUAAUAUUUGUUUGAUAUUCUUGUUCUUGUGUG